AUGAGAUAUGUAUCAGCGUAUAUGUUGGCAAUGAUGGGAUCCAAACAUCAUGUAACAGCGAAUGACAUUGAAAAUAUUCUCGGAUCGGUGGGCGUCGAUUGUGAACGUGUUAAAGCAGAAGAAGUUGUUAAGAAAAUGCAAGGAAAAACGUUGGAUGAACUGAUAACUGAAGGAUCAAAUUAUUUUGCAUCAGUAUCAACUUCGCCAUCUAUCGGUGUUACACCCGUUGCUACUGUUGCUGCUUCCUCUACCGAUACUAAAGAUGCUGUCACAGCUUUACCAGUGGAGAAACAGGGAAGGAAAGAGAAAGAGGAAGAGUCUGAUGAAGAUUUGGGCUUCGGGCUUUUUGAUUGA
Acanthocheilonema viteae is the source of this 354-nucleotide messenger RNA. Lineage: Eukaryota; Metazoa; Nematoda; Chromadorea; Rhabditida; Onchocercidae. The record is from the annotation of a GenBank genome assembly.